Molecule: messenger RNA, 1608 nt
Organism: Hydra vulgaris (swiftwater hydra)
Lineage: Eukaryota; Metazoa; Cnidaria; Hydrozoa; Anthoathecata; Hydridae
Source: RefSeq, a predicted model, not a curated record
AUAGUAAAAUAGCGAUCUCCAAUGAGCCAAUAAUCUUCUACUUCUAAUUAUUAUUUAAAUUCUGCUCGAUGUACUUUUUGGACGAACCCUUACAUCAUCAUGUAAUAAAUUGUGUCAUCAAAAGAAAUUUUUUGAAAAUAGAUAUACAGAUAUAAACAUAGACAUAAUUAUCCAAUUAAAUACCUGAAUGCAACCACAUUGGCAAAAAUGUCAAAUAAUAAGAGAUUUAAUGACUUACUAGAUAUAUUUGAUAAAUAUAGUAACUUAUUUGAGUUAAACGCAAACUCCAAUAAACUUAAACGUACAAUUGACGGCAAACCAGCAAUGGUUUUCAAAGACAAUCAAUAUGAAAACAGUAGAUUUUUUGACGCUUUAGCAAGAAUUUUAAAUGUACAAGGCGAUUGCACAAGUAUUUUUAUUUCCAAUAAUUGUUUAAAUGUAUCUUUUAACGCAAAUGCUAAUAAAACGCCUAAAAAGCUUGUUAAAUAUUUUGUUAAAUUAAUUAAACUUUAUAAAUCAAACGGAGUGGAAAAAUCACCAAUAUUUGUACUUGCUUUACAUAUGUCCAAGUUGUUUAACAAGACUUAUAAGGCAUUUAUUGAAGAACUCAAAAUAAAUAACUCUAGUGAAAACCCUUUACUGUUGUUUGAAAAAUUAAACAAUUUUCUUCAAAAGCUUGACUCGAUAAAUGAUAAACAAAAUUUUACAAACUUUCUUAACCAAAUUCAAAAUUAUGGUAAUCCUUAUGAUAUGUUUUGUCAAAUUGAAGAUUCUUCCUGUAGCGAAAGUUUACGCAUCAAGUAUUAUUCCUUGAUUAAUUGUUGGUAUAGAAUUACUCAGGAUGUCGAAAAAGUUUUGUACGUGUUUAAAAAUGAUAUUAAUAAAGUAAAAAAGAUUGGGCAAAUUUGUGAAAAUCCGAAGAACUACCAUGCUGAAAUUGCUUUAGUUACACAGUUUAUUUGUUCGAAAAAAAGAAUUAAAUAUGUUGGAGUAUCAAAACUUUGUUGUAAUUUGUGUCACACCACUCUAGACCUAUUGGAAAUAAAACAUUUAGGUACACAUAAUAGACUACACGCUGGCCGAACAUGGAAACUUCCAAUUGAUAUUUUAGGUGAAAAUCAUUUACAAACUUUAAUUGAUGUAAUAAAAUAUUUUUUUAAAAAAAAUAUUGAAAAAGAAUAUCCUAAUAUACUGACGGUUGCAGAUGAUGAUGAUAUUAGUUAUUUAGACAGAUUAAAUAAAAUACUUAAGGAAACUAAAAAAGAGGUCAGCAACGACUUUACUCACAAUUUACAGGAUCCAAACAUAUCGGAUGAUGAAGAGUUAGAAAAUGAGAUCAAAGUUUUGUCUAUCCCAGAAAAGUCAUUAUCAAAGUUAAAGAAAGAAAUUUUUGAAAAGACAAUUGUAAAAAACUGUUGAGCAGUUUAUUAUUUGAAAAUGAUAUUUUAAUUUAUUAUAACUUUUUUAUUAUUAGAUACUUUUCUAAAUAUUUUUUUAAUCUAUUUAAAGUUCUCAGAUAUGAUAAACAGGAGUGCCUUAAGAGAAAUAUUAAAAUUUUUUUCUUGCUUUAUUGAGUUUAAAAAGCUUAAAUUAAAGAAACAACUGACG